AUGAGACAGUUGCAUGCUGUAGAGGCCGGCCUGGAGUGCUUGCUGCACCCACCACAGGCGGUGAACAACCAGCAGCUCAUGCGCCUCUUGCGCCAAGUGCAGGCGCUCCAAGUGAUGCCAGGACAUCGGGUGUCGCUGCAGCUGGAGCAGGCCUUUGCAUUCCUGCUGGCAGACAAUCUCAGCGACGCCUACGACACUCUGGCAGGAGUGCUGACAGGAAGUGCAGAAGAUGGUGACAGAUUUGCAGCACAGGCCUUCUGCGGUCUCGUCCGCCAUGCCCAAUGGGCGCACGCAAUGCAAGCUGCUACUGCACAGACGAAGGCAAAGCCCAGCCCAGGACGCAGGAAAGCUGAGGCCAUUGCGAGUGGAGAUAUGGAAUGGUUUUCGCACGAUCCAGCACUGGUGGCCGCGGCUGGGAGGUCUGCUUCGGAGUUUUGGAGGGACGCCGAGAAGCACUUGAAAGCAGCCCUCGCAAUUCAACCGGCAGCGUCGAACCUCGCGUUGACACUAGCACAGAUGUACUGCGCACUGGGGAAGCACUCCCAAGCGCUGGAGGCUGCUAGUCGGCUGUGCGAAUUGGCGCCGCAUGAUGCGGACGCGCAUGCAUUGCACCUGCUACUGCUGCAGGCGCAGGGCAUUGACGGUCACGAGCAAGCCAGCCGCGCUGGCAACACCUGCUGCCAGCUGCUCAGAUGUGACCCUGGCGCACACAGUGCAGCGCAGCUCCUUGUGCGCCUGGCAGCACUGAGACCAAUUCCUCCAGCACCUUUCGCGGAUGCCCUCAUGCUGCACCUGGAUGUCUGCAGCACUAUGGACCGCCCACAAGGAGGCUACACCCUGCCCGAACAGCCUCACGCAGAAAGGAUCCAAAAUCGGCAGAAAAUCAGUAUGCAGUCAACAGCUCCGGAUACACAGAGUGCAAUUGAGUGCGCCGCAGCCACUUGGGCAGCGCUCGCAGCCUUGCUCAGAAGCAGUGCGCAGCAGGCGCUGCAAGCAUCUGACAACGCCCAAAGCCAGGGAGAUGAUGACAGCUUAGAGCAUUUGGACCAGUCAGGAGAGGACGCCAGCAGUCAGUGCGCAAGCUCAAGCAGUGACUGGGCAGCACUGCAGCCAGUGCUGCAGACCAGAGCCUGGUGGUGGGGCGCGCACACGCUCAAGCCAGCAUGCAUUGACCGUCUCACCAGCAGCGGCGCUCAUGAGACUGUAGCCGCAAUGGCGCUGGCGGCUGCUUUCAUGCAGACCAGCAAUGCAGGCACCUUCUGCCAGCGGGCCAUCACUGCGCUACAGGCAGCGGAGGCGCAAGAGGUGUGCCAGCAGCUGGAAGAAGGCAUGGAGCUGUGCCGGGCUCUGAUAGAGCGCCAGGCCAACAGAGAAGUCCCACAGGAGCCGGACACAGUCAGCCGCAAGAAGAGACGUAGGAAUAAUUCACCUCCUUCGGAGUAG
Coccomyxa subellipsoidea C-169 is the source of this 1443-nucleotide messenger RNA. RefSeq lists its product as hypothetical. The transcript is spliced from 5 exons. The record is from RefSeq and is a predicted model, not a curated record. NCBI's taxonomy places the organism in Eukaryota, Viridiplantae, Chlorophyta, Trebouxiophyceae, Coccomyxaceae. The coding region runs from base 1 to 1443 and encodes 480 amino acids. Gene Ontology annotation, molecular function: protein binding.